AAACCCGUCAGCAUGUCCGGGGACCCCCACGAGGACACCCCGGUGUUCGAGGACAUCAAAACCCCGUCCCGAGCCCUGGAGAACCCUCCCGACCUGGCACAGCUGCACCCCAUGAGGAUGGACCAGAGGAUGCCCCCGCUCAUCCUGGAGGCACGCUCCGAGAUGGACAAGUACCUGUCCAGCGAGGCGCCGCCCGUGCCCAUGCUGCAGGACAAGAAGUACCGCCGGGAGAGCGCCUCGGUGGUGGAUGAGUUCUUCUCCACAGAGAAACCCAGCUCCACACCCUACAGCGUGAACAUCAACGUCAUCCUGCCCGACACCACCCACCUGCGCACGGGGCUCUACCGGCCCCCCAAACCCGUGGCUGCCUUCCCUCCGAUCAAAACCGAGCCCGGCACCGGCUUCUCGCAGCCCUGCUCGUCCUCCUCCACGCAGACCCUGCCCGAUUUCACCAGCGUGUUCAGCAUGCCCCAGUCCGUGGCCGUCAAUAACAUUUUUGUCAAGCAGGAGAUGGCGGCGGAGAUGCCCCUGCCCGCCCACCCGCAGCAGCCCCAGCUCUUCCAGAUGCCCGACAUGCCCAGCCUGGCGUCCUCCUCCAGCAGCACCACGGCCAUCAGCUGCCUCAGCGGGGUCACCAUGGCCACGGGCUCCGUGGCCAGCGUGCCACACAGGCCCCUCAAGCAGUACCCGCACGUGCCUCAGGGACAGGGAAGCUUUGGGAACAUCCCCGGGCAGUUCUACCCCGCCCCGGGGGUGACUCUGCCCCCCUCGCCCCCCAACUCGCAGCCUGGCAGCCCCGAGAACCAGCCCGAGCUCAUCAACACCAUCUCCCCCCCGCCCUCCUACGAAGCCACCUUUGGACUGAAGCUGGUCCAGUCGUCCCAGAUCCCCCCGGUCCCCAAUGGGGUCGGGGGCCUGUCCCAGGGGCACAUGGUGAUGCAACCCCCCAAGUACAACCGGCGCAACAACCCCGAGCUGGAGAAGAGGAGGAUCCACCACUGCGACUACCCAGGCUGCUCCAAGGUUUACACCAAGAGCUCCCACCUGAAGGCGCAUCAGAGGACUCACACAGGUGAGAAACCCUACAAGUGCACGUGGGAAGGCUGUGACUGGCGCUUCGCCCGCUCGGACGAGCUCACCCGGCACUACCGCAAGCACACGGGCGCCAAACCCUUCAAGUGCCUGGCGUGCGGCCGCUGCUUCUCCCGCUCCGACCACCUGGCCCUGCACAUGAAGAGACACCAGAAUUAG
Catharus ustulatus (Swainson's thrush) is the source of this 1251-nucleotide messenger RNA. RefSeq names its product Krueppel-like factor 5. NCBI's taxonomy places the organism in Eukaryota, Metazoa, Chordata, Aves, Passeriformes, Turdidae. The record is from RefSeq and is a predicted model, not a curated record. Gene Ontology annotation, biological process: regulation of transcription by RNA polymerase II. The transcript is spliced from 5 exons. Gene Ontology annotation, molecular function: RNA polymerase II cis-regulatory region sequence-specific DNA binding; DNA-binding transcription factor activity, RNA polymerase II-specific. Bases 13 to 1251 code for a protein of 412 amino acids.